CACCAGCUUGUGAGAAAUCACAUGGGCAGCUUCAGCCCCACUUAGAUUUCACAUGCAAGUGAUAUAUACCAAACUGUAUAUGCUUGGAUAGAAACAUAUGUUCCCUACCUCCUUUAUCUAUAGCAGACAAGAAGAAGACUAGGUGCCACAAGUUUCAAUAUAUCUAACAAACUAGCUACAUAUAUAUGUUGAAAGAUAAGCUAGGCUAUGAUGCAGCCUCAUCUAGUGGUGAAGACUGAAGAAGGACUAUCAUAUAGUACAUGAAACGAGUGGUCAAAUGGAUAGCAAUGAGGGACACUGUGCGGCUUGUGAGAAAUCAUGACAUCACAUGGAUUUGUUUUUGUCUUGCCAUUCACGUAGCUCAUUAUAACCCCAGGAGAUUUCAAAUAUGCUACUGAAGAAACUCUCUUCUUUUGUAGAAACAUCAAGUCUUCUGUUCCUGCUAUAUAUAACUUACAAGAGAAAGGGAGGUGAUUUACGAAGCAGGGAGCCAUUAGCGUCACUAGAAAAGCCUCCUCUGCCGUCAAAACUCAAAACCCAUCUGGACCAUCGAGAGAUCUCUCCUGUGUCUUCAAAACGUGAUUCCGUCGCUCCUCCGCCACACGCUCCAAACCCAAAGCAUUCCCGGACCCCAGCUUCUUCAACCUCCUCUCGUACUUGGUAAGCUCCUCAUCAGAACCACUCUCCACGUCUUCGUUGUUUUUCCUCAUUCGAAGUUCCUCAGAGGCCCCAGACUGUGAAGAAGCGCCUCAAGCAGUUCAAGAGGCCCCAGACUGACAGGAACUUAUGUGUCAAGCCUGAAUCACUGAUUCCAGAAAUCAGCUUCCCAAAGGCUAAGUAGAUAAAAAGCAGCAGAGAUGAAGCUGGAUGUGGAUGUGUUGAGAUACCUCACUAAAGAGGAUUUCAGGGUUUUAACCGCUGUCGAAAUGGGAAUGAGAAAUCAUGAAAUCGUACCCGCUGAACUGGUGGAGCGUAUAGCUGCGCUCAAGCAUGGUGGCACUUACAAAGUUAUGAAAAAUCUGCUCAAGCAUAAGCUCUUGCACCACGACGCCUCUAAAUAUGAUGGGUUUCGGCUAACGUACCUCGGUUAUGAUUUCCUUGCAAUUAAGACUUUGGUCAACCGUGGAGUCUUUUCAGCCGUUGGUCGCCAACUUGGUGUUGGAAAAGAGUCUGAUAUUUUUGAGGUGGCCACCGAAGAUGGUACAGUGAUGGCAAUGAAAUUGCACAGGCUUGGGAGAACUUCUUUCAGGGCUGUCAAGUCUAAGCGUGAUUACUUAAAACAUCGUAGCAGUUUCAAUUGGCUGUACUUGUCCCGUCUUGCUGCACUCAGAGAAUUUUCUUUUAUGAAGGCUUUACAAGAGCAUGGUUUUCCUGUUCCAAAUGCAGUGGAUUGUAACAGGCAUUGUGUGAUUAUGUCACUAGUACCAGGCUACCCACUUGUGCAGGUGAAGCAAUUGGAAAAUCCUGAGAUAGUUUUCAAUACUAUCAUUGGGCUCGUUGUUCGUCUGACAGAACAUGGUUUGAUUCACUGUGACUUCAAUGAAUUUAACAUUAUGAUUGAUGAUGACGAGAAGAUCACUAUGAUUGAUUUUCCCCAAAUGGUCUCUGUAUCACAUCGUAAUGCACAAAUGUACUUUGACCGUGAUGUGGAAUGUGUCUUUAAGUUUUUCAGCAAGAGAUUCAACAUGUCUUUCCAUGAAUGCACAGCUGAUAUUGAUGGAACAGCGGUGGACACAGAUGAUAGUGGCAGGCCUUCUUUUACUUCAAUAGCGAAAGAUACUGGUUUUCUAGACAAGGAACUUUCUGCUAGUGGGUUUACUAGGAAGGAUCAGGAAGAAAUUGCUAAGUUUAUUGAAGGAGGGAUCAAGAAGGAUGCUAGUUCUGAUGAUGAAGAUACUGAAGAUGACGAGCACAUCUCUAUGUUAAAUGAAGCAAACACAAUGGGUGUUGAUUCACUGCAUGUGGCAGAUCAGACGUUACAGCAUGAUGAGCAGGUUGAAUCAGAGGGCAAUGUAAGAACAUGUGAAGCAGGUCCCAGCAGUGAACCCGAAAAUGAAGAUGGGAGUAACGAGGAGGGAGAUAAUGAGACAGUUACUAAUGACAAUGAUGCUGAGCUGGAAAAACGUUUGAACAAGGUGAGGCGACGUGCUGUAACAGCAGCCCGUGGAGGAAGAAAAACUUUUGCAUCCAGAAAUACCUACAAAGACAAGGGUGGUAAAUCCUCUAACAGUUCCAAAAUCCAGAGACAAUUAAGUAGCUGGUAGAAUAUGUAAAGUGCCACCACAAAAUCCAAGAUGGCCACACAACUAAAAUAUAGAAGAUAUCAACUAGAGUUGCAUGCCAAAUGGAGGUUGCACGCAGAGCACGGACCUUCUGCUUGCGCCAUAUGUAUGGCAAUCUUUUUUCUUAUAAUGAUGAUCAUGAGAUGCAUAAGUUUCCAUCAGUGUAACUCUUGUAGCCCUUGGCAAACAGGGGAGAGUAGGUAUUUAAAAAGGGAUAAAAGUAACUAAUAUAGAGGAUGGUUCUUCGUAAUCAGUAGCCUUGGCGUUUGUUUUUCUUAAUCAGUGGCAGACAUUUGUACUCAUUUUUUAAUUGAUUUUAUAAAUUGUCAGUUGAAUUUUUAA
Rosa chinensis is the source of this 2624-nucleotide messenger RNA. Its product is annotated as serine/threonine-protein kinase rio2. Gene Ontology annotation, biological process: maturation of SSU-rRNA; protein phosphorylation. Gene Ontology annotation, cellular component: preribosome, small subunit precursor; cytosol; nucleus. Lineage: Eukaryota; Viridiplantae; Streptophyta; Magnoliopsida; Rosales; Rosaceae. The transcript has 15 exons. Gene Ontology annotation, molecular function: protein serine/threonine kinase activity; ATP binding. The record is from RefSeq and is a predicted model, not a curated record. The coding region runs from base 858 to 2264 and encodes 468 amino acids.